AUGCCGCAAAUCCCAUCGUCAACCAUCUUUCGGGUGGUCCCCACUACAGCCAGGCUCGGUCUCAGAUCGAAUCAUCCUACAAAAGCCCCAUGGCUCCUGCAUUUAACCCGUCUGACCUCCCCUCGACUCUUUUCCACUGAUAUCGCCUCUCCCAUCCCGCCUCAGUCUCGUUUUCGCCGCUUUGUAGGGUUCACUUCUAUCGCAGCGCUUGCAUUCACCGCCGGGUUGGUCUACCAGACGCAGGAUACUAUAUCUCGCAUGAUGCCGUCCACCAUGCCUACCGAUGAGGAGACCCUCUCUGCAUUUGUCCCUUCCGAUGGGGUCUCUGUUGAGGUGGACAAGUUCAUCCGAGAGCAUCCCCUCGCGGUGUCGCUGCGGGAAAACCCAGCCUUCACCGAAUCUCGUCCUCACCUCAAGAUCCCGGAGAAAAUCCGCACACGCAAUCUGACAGCAGGUACACUUGCGGGCGCCGACAAGAUUGUGGUUCCGCCCUACAUAUUCAGCGAAGAGGGUGGGAAGAGCUUGGUUUCCAUUUUCUAUCUGGGAUCGAACAUUUGUGGACACCCCGGUAUUGUCCACGGUGGUCUCCUGGCCACUCUCCUGGACGAGGCGAUGGCCCGGUGCUGUUUCCCUGCUCUACCGAACAAAGUGGGUGUGACGGCCAAUCUCAACAUCGACUACCGUCAGCCUGCCAUGGCGAAUACCUACUCCGUUCUGCGGGCAGAGACGGUUAAGGUGGAGGGCCGCAAGGCCUGGGUUGAAGCACGCAUCGAGACCUUACCCGAAGAAGGGCAGGAGCCGGUCGUUCUUGUGGAAGCGAAGGCUCUAUUUAUUGAACCCAAACAGGCUGCGGCUAUGUCGAGUCUCUACAAGGUGGGCGCUGUUGGCUCCAUCUACCAGUAUUACAACACCUCACGCCUCGACCCCGACUUCCCCCAUCGUCUCUUGUGCUACCUCACGCCCGCUUUCUCGAGCGUGGCAACGGGUUCUUCUUUCGAAUACUCUGUCCAUCCGUCCUCCCCCCCAACGUUUGACCCUCCUGACCCUCUCAUCACUAUGUCCAAAACAACAAAGUACCUUCUCGUCUCCUUCCCCACCUCCAUCACCCCGUCGCACCAUCGCGACGAUGCCCUCGAUGCCAUCGCCACGACUGUCACACUGGAAAACGGAUCAGUUGCCCCUUUCCCCAUUCCGGAGUUCAAAAUCGGCACGCUAGACGCCCUCGUACAGCAGGCCGAUGAGUUGGCCAAACUCGAAACAGCCUGCCAGGGCGUAGUCGGCAAAGUCUCGGAUGCGCUAAAGAAUAUUCUAGAGGGCGACGAAGCGCAGAUUGAUAAGAUGAAGACCGUUAAUGAUAAGCCGGUGGAUCAGUAUCUGCGCACGUUCUCGUGGAAUAAGGUUAAGUAUCGAGCGGACAAGCCGUUGGGGGAACUGAUUGAUCUUCUUCAAAAGGAGGCAGCCAGUAUCGAUAACGACAUUCGGACGAAAUAUUCCCAAUACAACCAGAUCAAGGGUACCCUGGCGACCCUCCAGCGGAAGCAGGCAGGUAAUUUAUCAACCAAGUCCCUUGCCUCCGUUGUCGACCCUCGCACCAUCGUUCAAGAUUCCGAGUACAUCGAGACCCAUCUGGUUGCCGUGCCCGCCCAGCAGAUUAAGGAGUUUCUCAAGACGUACGAGACGAUUUCCCCGAUGGUGGUUCCCCGGUCGGCGACGUUGGUAGCAUCAGAUGAUGAGUUCACGCUGUACGCGGUGACGACGUUCAAGAAGCACAGCAUGGAGUUUGUGCACAAGGCUCGUGAGAACAAGUGGAUUCCUCGCGAUUUCAAGUACGUCGAAGGCGGCAAGGAAGAGGAACAGAGGGAGUUCGAACGGGUUGGCGGCGACGAGCGCAAACUCUGGGGGGAGACGUUACGACUCGGACGGACAGCGUGGAGCGAGGCGGUCAUGGUCUGGAUGCAUGUGCUUGUUCUGCGGGUGUUUGUAGAGACUGUCCUGCGGUACGGAUUGCCUUUGGACUUUGCCUGUACGAUCAUUCGGGCGCCGAGUCCGAAACAGGCCGACAAGGCAAAACGCAACCUGGACGAGAAGUACUCGUAUCUGGCGGGCAAUGCCUUUGGACGGGACAAGAAGGGACGAGUCAAGCGGGAUGAUCCUCAUGAGAUGCAAGGCGACGGAGCCGGCGAGUACACGGCGUAUGUGUAUUACGAUUUCGAGUUUAAUUAG
This is a messenger RNA of Aspergillus tanneri, 2223 nucleotides long. RefSeq lists its product as uncharacterized. Lineage: Eukaryota; Fungi; Ascomycota; Eurotiomycetes; Eurotiales; Aspergillaceae. Gene Ontology annotation, biological process: proton transmembrane transport. Gene Ontology annotation, cellular component: vacuolar proton-transporting V-type ATPase, V1 domain. The coding region runs from base 1 to 2223 and encodes 740 amino acids. The transcript has 8 exons. Gene Ontology annotation, molecular function: proton-transporting ATPase activity, rotational mechanism. The record is from RefSeq and is a predicted model, not a curated record.